GCAUCACAUCUAUGCCAAUCUUAUUAUCAAGCUAAGUAGACGCUCCUUACUAACGUCCAUAAUCAUGAAUAAUCUGCAUGAUCCUUUCUUGCUCAUCAAGACGUUUCAAUUCAUUAUAUAGGUAGCAAGGUGGGGAAGAGUCAAAAGACCUCUAACCACGCUGUACUUUCCACAAUUUCUUUCCCAUGUCUCCGCAACAGAAAGCUCUCGUCCUUCCAAAAAAGCAGGGCAACUUCGAGGUUAGCUCCCGCAGCAUUCCCAGUCCUGGCCCUGGGCAGCUCCUGGUUAAGAUUCAAUCUGCUGCCCUGAACCCAGUUGACUACAAAAUAAAGGACAGCGGUUCCAUCGUGACCCAUUACCCUGCCGUUCUGGGCACGGAUAUUGCUGGCGUUGUCGAAGAUUUGGGGGAAGGUGUUAAGAAUUUUCGCAAAGGCGAUAGAGUAUUGGCGCAUGGUGCUUUCACUAACGACCUUACUGCGUUUCAGCAAUACACGCUGACCGUUGCGAGUUUUACUGCAAAGAUUCCUUCAAGCUUGUCUUUCGAUAACGCAGCUACCGUUCCUGUGGGGCUGGACACCGCAUUGGUGGGCUUGUACGGAAAGGAAUAUGGAGCCGGAAUAACCCCUCCUUGGACAAAGCGUGCCGGCGAUCAUGAAUCAAAGAAACCGAUUGUUAUCCUUGGCGGUUCCUCCUCUGUGGGUUCAUACGCUAUCCAACUCGCUCGUCUAUCAGGAUUCUACCCUAUCAUAACCACAGCCUCCAAUAGCAAUGAAGACCUUGUCAGGGACUUCGGCGCAACGCACUUUUUUGACCGGAACCUUUCCGGCCAACAGCUGAAGGCAGCCAUCAGCAAAGUUACCGACAGUCCUAUUGAAAUCGUUUAUGACGCUGUCUCGCUGCCAGAAACACAGUCUGUUGGAUGGGAAUUGCUUGCAGAAAACGGUACCCUCGUAUUAACCCUUUAUGCAACGGUCAAGGAAGAUGAAGGCAAGGGGCGGAAGAUCGCCAAGACCUUCGCGAACCCACAUGUUCCGCAAAAUGAAGAGUUGUGCCGCAGCUCCUGGUCUAUGGUCGAAAAUUGGCUCUCAGAGGGUACUAUCCAGCCGAACAAGCAUGAAGUCCUUCCGAACGGGCUUGAAGGUAUUAUUGGAGGGCUGGAAAGGAUGAAAUUGGGACAGGUAUCUGGAACGAAGUUGGUUGCGCACCCUCAGGAAACACGGUAAAUGCAUGUUUCGCGGUUGCCAACUAGUUCGAUGACGUCUCCUCAUCUUGUUUGCGUCGGGCUGGAAUGACAAUGACACGAUAUGAUUGUACAAUAAACUAGGCAAAUGCACAAAUUUACAGUGUAGGAAAUUAAAUGCAAAGAAUGCUGGUGCACUUUGCAUCUGGUGUACUUAUCUUGAGAAAUUUACGCCUUGACAACUGGCUUGGGUUUUUCUCUUGGUGGGGAUCGGCGAGGCUGCCAGUUGACAAACACCUGGAUUCACUGACCGGAGGAACACUGAUCUAUGAAGACUCUACACACC
This is a messenger RNA of Suillus clintonianus, 1526 nucleotides long. Its product is annotated as chaperonin 10-like protein. Gene Ontology annotation, molecular function: oxidoreductase activity, acting on NAD(P)H. Bases 186 to 1223 code for a protein of 345 amino acids. The record is from RefSeq and is a predicted model, not a curated record. The transcript has 5 exons. Lineage: Eukaryota; Fungi; Basidiomycota; Agaricomycetes; Boletales; Suillaceae.